AUGUUUGACUGGGAAAACGACGUCUUCUUAUCAACCUGGGAUAAGAAGUAUGUGUCGACAAAUUUACGACCGGGAAGCAAAGAUUUUGACGCAGAAAGUUUUAAAGAGCUCCAACAAGAUAUUGAUCGCAGUGAUGUAGUUGGCCGAAUCUUUGACCAGGUCACUGCAGAUAUGACGCCUGAAGACAGCAUGGAGACCUUCAAGCGCCUGAGAGAAGCUAUAACGAUCGUUUAUCCUUUCUUGGGAAUGCCAUCCUGUAUUCCAGCCUGUUAUGGAGUCAUCGGAGUGAUUCAGAAAAAGGGUUCCCAAUACGCCUCGGACGAUAGACUUCGAUCCAGCAUCAUUACGCAGGAAGAUAUGGACAAGGGACAAGAGCUUCGACAACGCGUUUACCACGGUGUUGGUAACUCGGAAAUAUUCCAGUUAAUGGACAAGUAUUUUGGUGAUCUUUUUGCCUGCUCUACGGCCAUAACAUGGGGCUACUUGAUCUCGAAGGCGAAUGAACAUGUAUUCACCGAACAAGAAUCACAUCUUAUCGUUGCUUCUGCCAUUAUAGCACUUGGUGCAGCGCGGCAAGCGAGGAGCCAUAUCAAAGCGACCAUCGGACUUGGCAACGAUGUACUAGUUGUUAAGUCCGUGGUCAAUGUCGUGAGAAAACUUGCCAAGUGGGCUGGCAUCUCGAUCAACCUGCCCAAUGUCGAUGAAUGUGCGGAGGAAUUCAACAAGCCUAAAUCAAAUUUUGCAGUCCUCGAAAUGUCUUUUACAAAUCUUGUUCGAUUCGAAGAUGACCAAGGUGCUAUACAUUACGGCGAUGUUCCCGAGGAUUGCCUCUUAGAUAUCAUCGGGUGCCGAGUACCCAUUCUCGCUGGGGACCCAUUUGAAGAUUCACUACAACUCACGGGUCAACAGGCGGUGGUUUACAAGGUCCUGCCGCCGAUUGAGAGCGUGCCUGUUUUCCUUUGUAUUGGGUUGAAUUAUGCCGAGCACGCGAAGGAAGCAAAUCUUCCAAUACCACCAAGCCCGGUCCUAUUCAUCAAACCAGCCGAUGCUCUCGCCGGGCCACAUGAUCAAAUAGAAAUACCAGAUCAUGCCAAAAUGUUGGACUACGAGGGCGAGCUUUGCUUUAUUGUGAAGCGAGACGCGAAGAAUAUUUCUGCCAGUCAGGCACAGGAGUACAUACUCGGUUACACGGCAGGAAACGACAUUUCAUCUCGGCUAUGGCAGCGUCCUCCUUUGGCUGGGGGACAAUAUUGUUAUGCUAAGGGUUUCGACAAGUUCGCGCCUAUUGGUCCGACAGUGCGACACGCUAGUAAAAUAACCAUGGACAGCGUUAGCCUUCAGACGUUGGUCAACGGCAAAGAGAGACAGAGCACUCUAGCCAGCGAUAUGUUGUUUUCUCCCAGCAAGAUUCUCGAGCACCUUUCCAGCGGCUGCACGGUGCGCAAAGGUACUGUGGUCAUGACGGGAACCCCGAGUGGUAUCGCCGGGCGAAUGAAGGGGGAACCAUGGCUGCGAGAUGGCGAUGUGGUGGAGGUCUGCAUUAGCGGAAUUGGCAAAAUCACGAAUCAGAUUGUGAUGCCCUGCCACAAUCGAUUAUAA
Molecule: messenger RNA, 1599 nt
Organism: Penicillium canescens
Lineage: Eukaryota; Fungi; Ascomycota; Eurotiomycetes; Eurotiales; Aspergillaceae
Product: fumarylacetoacetate hydrolase family protein
Exons: 8
Coding region: 1-1599 (532 amino acids)
Molecular function (GO): catalytic activity
Source: RefSeq, a predicted model, not a curated record